AUGUCGCAUUCCCACGUGCCGCCGUUGGCAUCAGCCUCUCCCUUGCGCAACACUUCCGCCGCCGCUUCGCUACGAGCGCCUUCUACAGUAGCCUUGCUCAAUGCGCGCAGAUCUUUUCUCGACACCUCGGCCCUCUCGCCGCAAGAGUACCUCGUCUAUCUCUCUAGCUUUAGCAGCAUCAAGCCCGCUCCCAGCGGUCAGCCAGAUCUCAUCGAUGAGCAGGAUGCCUUGCGCUACCUCCGCCAAGAAUGCGGCAUGUCGAUGGCCGACGAACUCGAGAUACUCCCCCUCUUUGAACGCACCCCACUCGGUCUCGGUUCUGGUCACUUUUUCGCCAUGCUUCGCUUGGUCUCUUGGGCUCAACAAGGAAGGUCCGCUUCCAAAGACCUCAUCUUCACCCAAACAAAGCCCGCUCGCAUCGCACUGCCAAACAAGAUCACCUCCCCUCAAAGUGCCUCCGCAGCCACUUUUGCAGAUGCCCAACAGAUCACUUCGCCUACACCCAGAAGUUUCACAGCCGGCCCGCCUUCGCUGGUCACUCCGCCAUCUCCUCCCAAGAUGGCCCCGCCCAAGCCACAAAACUCCGCCAAACCUCUGUUGACCCCCGUGCGUGAGGAAUCCUCCAUCCACUUUAAUCAACAUCCCGAAUCUUUGCACUUCAAACCACCACCCGCAGUGCCCGCCAAGCCACAGAUGCCCAAGCUUGUGGCGCCCAAGCCAAAGGUCGCCAACCCCAACGUGCCUCUCAAUCUCGAACAGCUGCAGCGCAAGCCCGUCCCCGUACCGCCCUCCUCCAGCGCCAAUCCUUUCCGUGAUGGUUCCACUUCCGCCACUGGCUACGUGAGUGGUUCCGGAUACGCCGUAGCUGUUGGCGCUACCCCCAUCACACCCGCCAACAUCUCGGCACCUUCCGAUGCGCUUCGCGGCUUUGACCCGGCACCCAACCCUUUCAAGCAAAGCAAGCCGCGCCUAGUCAAACCCACACCGGUGCGUGCCUCUUCGCCCGCCUCCAAUCCAUUUCGCAAUGGCACACCUGCCAUGGCAGCUUCCUCUCACUUCCCCAAGGUCGUCUUCGACCCAGCUGACGACGGCGCGUCUUCGCAGGCGAGCAGUUCGCGCUCGCGACACCACCACACCCACCAGCCCGAUCGUCUUGGAGCCGGCUCGCCGCCACUGCCACCGCGUCCCGGCGAUCGCAAUCCACCGCCUUUGCCUCCCAGACAUAUUAGCCCGCUCAUCCAAGCGGGUCUCAAUGCGCGAAGCGAGGUGCGCAAGGCGAAAGAAUCGCUGCCUCCAAAGACAUUCACCGUUUUGCAGUCGUCCUCCGCCAAGCAUGGCGCACCAGCACCUGUCAAACCGCGUCUACUCACUGGACAGACAGCGCCGCCAGAGGUAGCAGCAGUCACAUCGCAUGCCAAGAAGCGCUCUGUUUCGGGCACAAAAUCACUUUUCGGCGGCGGUGGCGGUGGCAGUGGAAGCGCUGUCGGUGUGGAUUCGCGCGCUCUGCAGCGUCGAGAUUCGCAGCAGUCCACCUCGGAUGUCGGACGUAACGAUGGCGAGCCUACCACCGCGCGCCGCACAUCCAGUCAACUGCAGCGCGGCAUCGGCGGCGCCAGCGAGGUAGGUGCGGGGAGCUCGAUGCUUUCGCACGAUGUCUUGCAUCAGCAGCAACGCGCAGUGCCCACCGUAGCGCCCAAGGCCAUCUACGCCAAGAAAGCAGCCUCGGCUAGCGGUGAAGACUCGUCGGCAGUGUCUAAGGUCAAGCCAACCCUGCCGUCGUGGUUGAAGGAGCAGGAACUACUGCAGCGCGAAGCGCUGGCUUCCGGAUCCGAACCGCCUCCUCCGCCGCCCAUUCAACCAACCGAAGGCGGCGUGCGCGGCCGAGCCUCCCGAACCGUCGUAGACGAUCUGACCGACUCGGCGGAAGCCAUGUCGGACGAAGUGGCCGUGGCCAACGCAGCAUCCAUUGACCGCCACAAUCCGUUCUUCCCGCCACACCGUCGAGACGAACGAAGCAACGCACAUGCUGACGCGGAAGCAUUCGACGACAGCCAGGUGAGCAGCAAUCGGCCGCUCGGGCGUUCCAAGACGAUUGGCGCAAGCGUAGGAGCACGUCCCGCGCCACCGCGUCGUCCACGCGUCGGCGCUGCUGAAGCCGAUAGCACACUGGCCGAGGACGGCGGCUCGCAAGUGUCGUCCAAUGCGCAAUGGGGCCACUCUCUGGCGUCCGGUACAUACGCCGGAUUCAAACCGAACAAAGAACCUAAGAACAGCGGCGGUCUACGUCUGGUGCCACCGUCCAAGCAAGCCAAGAUGCUGCACAUGACCACCGCCGAGCAACUCGAGCAGGAAGGCAUUCGACCUCCCACCGACCUGCGCAGGGCGAGCGUGAGCCAAGCGCAGGAAGAGACGCGUUCUACUGGCGGAGGAGGUGUUGCUGCGAGCGAGAAUUCGUCGGCCAACGGACCAAUGAGUCCAACAACGCCGUCAGGCAACUAUCCAUCUCACCAGGUUCAGCCGAGCGGGUUCAUGCGUCGGCAAGGCUCGCUCGGAUCCACGAUCCGCGAAAAGGUAUCCGACAUGCUACGGCUGCAAGACCAGCCACCGAAAGGACAGCGCCAGGUGGACCUGCUGACGCAGGACAUUAGCAACUUUGUCAACAAAAACGAGUGGUUGGCGCGCAAACGCGAUUCGCUAGUUAGGUCGGCAAACGGUCGCGAGCGGGAGCGACUGAUAUCGAGCGAGGAGGAUGAAUCGGAUGGUGAACGCACGAGGAUGGAGCGGGAAAGACAGAGAGAGAUAGAGGAGGAAGCGGAUGAUGCGCAUCCGGAUACUGAUCCGCAUGCAGCAGCGGGGAACGAUUCGAUCGACUCUUCACGCCGACGACGACACCGGGGUGGGGCAAGCGGUGAAGCGCGCGAUCCAUUCUCGUCGCCUCCGCUGCACCACAGCGAGCACAACCCGCACGUGCACGAGCCGCCUCCACAACAUCCGUCCUCGCUCGCUGGCGCGGGCGUUCGUCGUACCGGUUCACUCAACCCGAAACGCUCGAGUUCGUACAACUACCCUACUCAGCCCUCUUCGGCUUGCGCUACAACCAACGCUUCUAGCGCUGCAGCCGAUAAAGCCAGUCGCAGGUGGUCCUCGUUCCACCACCCGCACUCGCUCAGUCAGCACGAUCACUCGCGCUCGUUUCUCGAUGGCAGUCAGCCAAGUCUGGACUUGAGAGGUUCCGCUGUAGACGAAGAGGACGCCGACCAAUACCUGUCCGUCGCACAGCGCGUGCAGCACGCCGAAGCCGUCGCCACCAAUGCUGGCUACGCGCAGCUCUGA
Messenger RNA from Mycosarcoma maydis (corn smut), 3333 nucleotides. RefSeq lists its product as uncharacterized. The record is from RefSeq and is a predicted model, not a curated record. The transcript has a single exon. NCBI's taxonomy places the organism in Eukaryota, Fungi, Basidiomycota, Ustilaginomycetes, Ustilaginales. Bases 1 to 3333 code for a protein of 1110 amino acids.